AUAUAUAUAUAUAUAUAUAUAUAUAUAUAUAUAGAUAUAAAUAAAUUAUUAUUCGAUAACAAAUAUCUCGCACAUUAUUAAGUUAGGAAGAGAGAUAAGAGACAUUUGCAAAAAAAAGAUAAAUGUUACAUGAUUCGCGAGUCUACAUUAGCAUCAAGUAAUAAUCUCGCGUAGUAUUUACUGUUUAUUGUUGACACUUUUUAAACAGCAAUUUACCAAAUGUCAAAUCCAAAGAACAAGUUCAAUUUGACACUACCUGGUUCGAUAGAACAGAUACCAGCAUCACCAUCAUCACCGGUCCCACCUUUACCCACCUACUCGGAACCUCCAGUGAUACCAGAUGGUGUAAUAAGUGGCAUAGAGACUAUUCAAGAGAGAUUAGAGGAAUUAGAAAUGGAUGAGGAGCAGAGAAAACGACUAAAGAGCUUUCUAGGACAGAAAGAAAAAGUUGGAGAAUUAUGCGAUGAGGAUUUUGAGAAGCUAGGUGAACUGGGUGCUGGUAAUGGUGGUGUUGUUAUGAAAGUCAGGCAUAAAAAGUACGAUCUUAUAAUGGCAAGGAAGUUAAUACAUUUGGAAGUAAAGCCAGCUAUUAAGAAACAAAUAAUCAGAGAAUUAAAAGUACUUCAUGAAUGUAAUUUUGCACAUAUAGUUGGAUUUUAUGGUGCUUUUUACAGUGAUGGAGAAAUUAGUAUAUGUAUGGAAUAUAUGGAUGGUGGAUCAUUAGACUUAAUAUUGAAAAAAGCAGGACGAAUUCCAGAACCUAUUUUAGGUACAAUCACAUCUGCUGUUUUGAAAGGCUUGAAUUACUUGCGAGACAAACAUGCCAUAAUGCACCGCGAUGUAAAACCAAGUAAUAUCUUAGUUAAUAGUGCGGGCGAGAUCAAAAUCUGUGACUUUGGCGUUUCCGGUCAACUGAUCGAUUCGAUGGCCAAUUCAUUUGUCGGGACACGAAGCUAUAUGUCGCCGGAGAGACUCCAAGGGACGCAUUACUCUGUACAGAGCGACGUUUGGUCACUCGGACUGUCGCUCGUGGAAAUGGCGAUCGGGAUGUAUCCGAUUCCACCGCCAGACGAGAAGACUCUAGCUUCGAUAUUUGGUCCCCCAUCGGCACAAUCGCCUGCGGAGAAUCCGGUGACGAAUAAUGUACCUACCCCGACUACGCAAUCGCCAGGACACAGCGCGAGCAGUCCAAGACCCAUGGCAGUAUUCGAGUUGUUGGAGUACAUAGUGAACGAGCCGCCGCCGAAACUGCCGUCUGGAAUAUUUAGCGACGCCUUUACGGAUUUCGUCGAUCGGUGCUUAAAGAAAAACCCAGCCGAAAGAGCAGAUCUAAAGACGUUAAUGAGUCACGAAUGGAUAAAAAAGGCUGAAUCAGAAAAGGUAGACUUUGCUGGAUGGGUGUGUCGUACGAUGGACUUAAAACCAACUACGCCAACGCAUUUAGCGAGUGUGCAAUCCUGAAUAAAUGUAACUCUUACAUACUUGACUACGUAUAUUCGCGUUCAGUAUUCCUAAGUCAUCUCUUAAUUUGUUUAAGUUUUCAUUCGAUCAAACGGUGGCGUAUAUCCAUUGCGUAUACUCAUUCAUAGCGAUUUUUUUAUAUAUUAUUUUAUAUAUUUUUUUAUAUAUAAAAUAUUUCAAGAUGCGCUAAAGUGAACGCUCUAUCGAAUUAAUUACUAUUGAGCACUAUGUAAAUUAAUUCAAGUGUUUAUCAAAGGAUUUAUCUAUGAAAAUAGUAAUAUAAAAUUGAUUGAUUGAUUAAUAUCACAUUAAGGUAUCUAUUUCCUUACUGUUCAUAAUUCGAUAUGAAUAUAGUGAGGAAACAGAAAUCUUAAAUCAUCUAUCUUGGUAAUUUUUUGUUUUUAUAGAGGAGAAAGAAAUGAUUAAUCAUGGGUCACGUAUAAGAGCAAUGAUAAUAUCUAAAACAUUAUUAUGAUAUAGAUGAAAUCUCUCUUGCCUAUUCUCGUGAACGAGGACGAAUCAUGUUUCAUUUGAAAUCUGCUCGCUUAGCGUAAGAUGUAAAACAUCGUUCAAACAAUUUGCACAUAGCACGCCACUGUGCCAAAUAUUAAUUUCUUUUUACUUUAUAUUUUUGUCUUUUAUGCUUAUGUUGAAAGUAUGUAAGAAAAAAAUUGCAAUAUAUAAGUUUAUUAUUAGAAAACUCAUGGGCAAAUUAUGUUCCCCGUGAUAUAUAAUUAGGAUACAUAAAUGAGCAUCGAACUUACGAACAUCUCGUUUGAGAGAAAAUUAACUAGAUCGAAUUACUUCUAUAACAUUUGUACCUGACACACAUCCAUAGGAACGUUAUUUACACAAUUAAAAAUUUCAUAUUAUAA
Molecule: messenger RNA, 2336 nt
Organism: Nylanderia fulva
Lineage: Eukaryota; Metazoa; Arthropoda; Insecta; Hymenoptera; Formicidae
Gene: Dsor1
Product: mitogen-activated protein kinase kinase 1
Biological process (GO): protein phosphorylation
Molecular function (GO): protein kinase activity; ATP binding
Source: RefSeq, a predicted model, not a curated record